CCUGGCCAAUCCAGUUCUUCAUUGACAGUGAAUCAAGGAGAGAGAAGGCGGACGACGCUCGUAUAAAUUUCAUCGAAUUCUUUAUCGUGUCAUGCCAUUUUCAUCUUUAACAUUGAUAUCAUCUAAAACCCUAAGAUGACCAGACACCCCCGUGCCGGUAAAGCUUUUCGAUCGGGGAGUAGGACAAGUUCUAGGAUUCAGCAGCUGAGGGACGAUGAAGCUCUUCGUCGCAUUGAGGAGGAGUCAAGACCCCAACGCGAGGAAAAUGUAGUUCGUCAAAACAGGAGAGUCUACGCCGGAAGAAGGCAGAGGCGGGAGGAGGUGCAGCCUGUUCAAGUCAGUGUGGCGUCAUCGUCGACUUCUCAUCUCGACAUUCAUUAUGCGCCAAAUGCGGAUGUGGAUCCGAAAUACCUUGCUACAGACAUUGAGUAUGGUCCAGAUGAGAAAACCCCUCAUCAGCUUGUUAGAGAGUGUAUGCGGAUUUUUAACAAGAAGUUUCUCAUUAGUGUCAAGGAGGAAAGAGUGAGAUGUGGUACCAACGAGGAAGAUGAAGAUGAAGAUGAAGAUGAAGAUGAAGAUGAAGAUGAAGAUGAAGUAAUAAGGCCAAGAUCGCGGACUUCACCUAGAGCUAGAGGUGUAAGAGUUAGAAGACGUAAAGCAAUGCGUCCUGAUCUGAAAACAGUAACUAAGAUGAUAAAUGCGAAUGAAAUAUUGAAGCAAAAUAGGACAAAAUUUGGUUCUAUUCCAGGUAUUGAUGUGGGACACCAGUUCUAUUCACGGGCAGAAAUGAAUAUUGUUGGUUUCCACAAUCACUGGAUCAAUGGAAUUGAUUUUAUUGGGAAAUCUUCUCGUAAGGAUAAUAACAUUGGCUUGAAUUUACCACUUACAAGAUCCAUUGUUUUGUCUGGUCAAUAUGAGGAUGACUUGGACAACUCUGAAUCCAUUAUAUACACUGGCCAAGGUGGCCACGAUUUACUUGGUGAUAAACGCCAAAUUAAGGAUCAAGAGAUGAAGAGAGGCAAUUUAGGAUUGAAGAACUGCAUGGAGCAAUGUGUGCCUGUUAGAGUUGUUCGUGGCCAUGAAUAUAAAAAUAGUUAUGUCCGUAGAGUUUACACUUACGAUGGAUUGUACAAGGUUGAUAAGUAUUGGGAAGAUACAAGUGCUUCUGGAUUCCUUGUUUACAAGUUUGGACUAAGUAGGCUCGAAGGGCAGCCUGAACUUACCACUAAUCAGGUUCAAUUUGUUCGUGGUCAUCGCUCAUUAUCUCUUUCUACAUUACGCGGGUUGGUGUGUGCGGAUAUUACUGGUGGCCAAGAAGAUAUCCCCAUUCCAGCUUCAAACUUAGUUGAUGAACCACCUGUUCCACCCACAGGUUACACAUAUAGCCGCAACAUUCAAGUAGCCAAAAAUGUUAAGAUACCCCCAAGUGCUGAAGGGUGCAACUGUGUUGGUGGGUGUAUAGACCCCAGGGCAUGUAGUUGUGCAAGACUCAAUGGUUCAGACUUCCCAUAUGUUGUGCAUAGUAAAUGUGGCAGAUUGGUUGAGCCAAAGGCUGUGGUGUUUGAGUGUGGUCCAAAUUGUGGCUGUGGUCCUCAGUGCGUCAAUCGCAUUACACAAAAUGGAUUUAAUUACCGACUUGAGGUUUUCCGCACGCCAAAGAAAGGCUGGGGUGUUAAAUCAUGGGAUUACAUACCUUCUGGAUCACCUGUUUGUGAAUACAAGGGUGUUCUUAAAAAGACUGACGACUUGGACCCAUCUUCUGACAACAACUACAUAUUUGAUAUUGACUGCCUACAGACUAUGAGAGGACUGGAUGGAAGAGAGAAACGGCUGCGAGAUGUAACUCUAGCUUCUGACAUGAAUAUAAGUGAUGAUGAUCAUAUGUCUGACAGUCAGCCAGAGUUCUGUAUUGAUGCUGGUUCAGUGGGUAACGUUUCGAGGUUUAUCAAUCAUUGUUGCCAACCUAAUCUGUUUGUUCAAUGUGUCCUUAGUGACCACCAUGACAUAAAGCUGGCUAGGAUUGUCCUGUUUGCUGCUGACAACAUUCCACCACUCCAGGAGCUGACUUAUGACUAUGGCUAUGCAUUAGACAGUCUGGUUGGGCCUGAUGGGGAAGUUAAAAAAAUGCCAUGUUAUUGUGGUGCUGAUGAGUGCAGGAAACGAUUGAUAUAGCAUCUGAUUUAUUAUCAAUAAAUGCCUGAGAAAACCAUUUAAAUUUUUCUAUUUCUUUUUCUGGAUCAUUAUUGUUGAACUAUUUGUGUUUGUGUUUGUUGGUUGUUGUCUGUUGUGUGUUUGUUGUGUUCAAUUUAUCAUGAAAACUCUUUGAUUUACAUUUAAUGUAAGCAUGACUAUUGUUGUCUGACUUCAUUUGGCAAUUUAUUUGUUUGUUUAAUGCAUUUAUCUUUAAUUCU
Impatiens glandulifera is the source of this 2411-nucleotide messenger RNA. RefSeq names its product histone-lysine N-methyltransferase, H3 lysine-9 specific SUVH4. The coding region runs from base 136 to 2172 and encodes 678 amino acids. The transcript has 16 exons. Gene Ontology annotation, molecular function: histone methyltransferase activity; zinc ion binding; protein binding. Gene Ontology annotation, cellular component: nucleus. NCBI's taxonomy places the organism in Eukaryota, Viridiplantae, Streptophyta, Magnoliopsida, Ericales, Balsaminaceae. The record is from RefSeq and is a predicted model, not a curated record.